Messenger RNA from Hydractinia symbiolongicarpus, 3460 nucleotides. RefSeq names its product metabotropic glutamate receptor 6-like. Gene Ontology annotation, cellular component: membrane. The transcript is spliced from 3 exons. NCBI's taxonomy places the organism in Eukaryota, Metazoa, Cnidaria, Hydrozoa, Anthoathecata, Hydractiniidae. Gene Ontology annotation, biological process: G protein-coupled receptor signaling pathway. Gene Ontology annotation, molecular function: adenylate cyclase inhibiting G protein-coupled glutamate receptor activity. The record is from RefSeq and is a predicted model, not a curated record. Bases 216 to 2927 code for a protein of 903 amino acids.
AAAGAUGCUAUUAUGCACAAAUAUAUUUAUUUCGGUUGCAUUCAACUCUCCACGCCGGUGUGUUUUCGAAGAUGAUUACCAACUAUUUUAUGCGUUAAUUUUGAUGAACAUCCACGGUGAAGUGUUGUAAAAUUAACCUCGGCUUAAGGAAAUGUGAUGUUGGAAAUAGUUCUCAAAAAAUCAAAAGAGACCAUAAAGUGAAGAAAUAUUUCGAAAUGCUACUGAGUUAUCUAUUAAUGCUCAGUCUGUUUUCCACACCAACUUGGGCUGCGUACAAGAGGAAGCCUUUACUUGUUAUGGACAAUGAUGGGAAAGUCAUUAGAAAUGUCUCACGGACGAUAAAGUACCCGUUCAUUGCCCUACUUCCGAUCUAUGUACGGAACACCUACUCGGAUUAUGGACUUAUGAUGACCAAAGCGCUGCAAUACGCUGUGCGCAAGGUGGAGAAAGAAAUGUACAUGCUUGGUUUUGGGCUAGAAUUAAAAAAUAUUAUUUAUGGUUUCAACGAAAUCAAACAAUCCAAGUUGGGAGAGAUAUUUUUUGAGGAGUAUCUAAAAAAUACUGCUCAUGUUGUGGUGGGUCCGGCAUCUUCUCAGAAUGCUUAUGACGGAAUUCAGCUUUUCUACAGCUACACCCUGAUAAACAUGAUAAGUUUUGGGGCGACGUCGGCGCAGCUGGACAAUGUUGCGCCCACUUCUGGAUUUGUUCGCACUGUACCUUCCGAUUCCUAUCGAGUUCAAGUUUUAGUCGAUGUCAUCGUUCGAUUAAAGUGGAAUUAUUUCUUCAUCUUCAGUUCGUUUUAUCAUAAUGGCGCCAUAGAUUCGAAAAUGUUUGAACGACGUUUGUCAGAGUUGAAUAUAUGUGUGGCUGAGAAAUUGCAAUUGACAUUAGAAGACGCGGACAUCGAUAAAGAAUUCAUUAAAAAACGAUUACACGAAGACGCCCAAAUUCAAGCUGUUGUUUUCUUCACCACACCAAGUGAUACUAGAAGACUGCUGGAAUUACUGAAAUCGAUAAAACUAGAGAGACACUUAUAUUUUGUGUUUUUCUAUGGUACAAGCUUGGACAAGAUCACCACUGCCGGUUACGAGGAUAUGUUAACUGGCUCUCUAUCUAUUGAUAUUGCUCACGAGGAAAAUAUAGAUUUUAAGAAUUAUUUUCUUAAUGUUAAACCUAAUAAAGCAGCAAAUGGUGGCGAAGAAGAAAUAAAGCUUUGGGGACAUAUUUUUAAAUGCAAUGUUGACGCUUCAAACCUUUCUGGAAAAAAUUGUAGCAUGAAAGAGCAGCUGGAAGUAGGAACAGGUUAUUACCCGGACUAUCCGAUAAAUACGAUUAUUGACGCUGUGUAUGGGGUAGCAUAUAUUUAUAGAAAACGGGUAGAGUCUUUUUGCCUCGAAUAUGAUCAGCUACCAAAUGGUAAGAAAUAUUGUAUUCGAACAAAUAAAUACAUACCCCCCAGACAUCCGUUUGAACCCUUCCUAAGCGCUACGUAUUCGGAUGGCAUGCUGAAGCCGCUUGUGCCAUGGCGAAAAGCACACCAACCAAUACAUUAUAAAAUAUCCAACUAUGUGCCGUAUAAGGGGAGUUUUAAAAAGGUCAUCGUUGGUGAUUGGUAUAUAAACAGAAGCGAAGAUACUACCAUCUUGCCAAAAGAGCAUUUAAGGAAGGGGAAGAUCCAUUUCGUCAUCAAUGAAAAACGCAUAUGGUGGAGGUCUGGUUUAGUCGGGAAAACUCCAAAGGCUCGUUGUGCUUUGGAUUGUAAGCCAGGAUUUGUUGCAGUUCGGGACCCUUCAAUGCCUGUCAAGUGCUGUUGGGUGUGUGAAGCUUGCCCGCCAAACCAUAUGACUGUUAAUAACACGUGCGUCGCUUGUCAGAAGCAACAAAAGGUUGAUUUGACGACGAAUAAAUGUAACAACAUGCCACAAAAGCAUUUCGAAAAAUCCGCUUCUAUUGCGCUUGCGGUACUCACUUGUUUGGGACUUUGUUCAGUUCUCUCUACCAUGAUCGUCACAUAUCGUCAUAGAAAACAUCCAAUGUUUGCUGCGUCAGGAUAUAUGUUUUGGAACUUUAUUUUACAAGGGAUAAUCCUGCUCUUUCUAGUGCCUUUCGCUCACCUGUUUUCACCAAACAGAUUGCUUUGUGUGUUACGAGUACUGUUACUUGGCUUCGGUUGUAUCUUGAUAUACGCACCACUUGUACUAAAAGUCUACAAAAUUUCCAGAACUUUUUUCGGCGCUAAAACACCCCUAAACCUAACUUCGUUGGGGAAUUCAAACUUCCAACUUGGAGUCUUGGCCUGUUUAGUGGUUCUGCAUUCAUUGGUCCUUUUGUCAUCUCUAAGUUCUAAAACUCCGGAAACCGAAACUAGGAUUACUGAUUCGUCAUACUACAGUGUGCAUUGCACUACUGAUUCUACCGUGACCGUGUUUGCAGCCGUCGGGUUCAGUGUUAUUACUAUGGUUGUAUGCGCCAUUUUAGCUUUCAAAGUUCGACAUUUUCCACAUAACAGCAACGAAACGAAAUCUAUAGGCUUAACAAUGUAUUUCAGUGCAGGUAUUUGGGUCCUGUUUUUAGCCGGGUAUCACGACAUGUCGGGAAAGCUAUUUAUGGCCGAAUAUUCCACAAGCUGUGUGAGCCUCAUUAUUGGAUUCGUCACAUUAAUUGGGUUAUAUGCAAAAAAGAUUUAUCUUGUUCUUAGAAGUUUUCCGGAAGACAGAACUUCCCCCGAUGGACGCGAGGCUCGCACAAGAGGCUGGUCGAAUACUUCUAAAUCAACUUCCAAUAAAGGUUUAUCGGAAAUAGAUCGUCCGUCAGACCUGCAAAGUUUUCUCGAUCAUUACUGUCCGCCACGCGAAAGAGUUUUAUCGUUUGAGGAAGCGGAGACUGUGUUUGCUGGUGAUCGUUUAGAAAGUGACACGGAAUUUUAAAUGCCAGCGUUUGUUGUUAUGUAUAUAUUAAAGCUGCUUUUUUGUUUGUUUCAUGACCAUUCACACUUUAUAUUCUUAACGCCUUUAGUGAUGCCAUGAACCCCCCUUAACCCCCUUAACAUUUUUUAUCAUUGUUUAACAUUCUGGUCCAUUUUGUUUUUAUCGUAAAAAUCUAUUUCGUAUUUUUUUAUCACAGAAUUUUACUGUUCUGGCAAGCGGAAACGGUGUUCUCGUUUAAGCGCCGCGUGUUUAUUGAGGUGUACAAAUUAAUUGUGACUAAUUUGUGAAAAUCUUCUUUUUGUUAGUUUUUGUUUUACUAUUAUUUUUUAUGUUUUUGAAUUUGACGAAGCAGGAAUUACAUCGCCAUGACUCGCGAAGUUGUUAAACACGAAACCUUUGUUACUUUCUGUAUAUCUAUUUUUAUUGUUUAUUGUAAAAAGUUUUUUACUAUCGAGUAUUAGUGCUCGAUAGUUACACGCAGUGACGUUUGAAAGUCGUAUCUUUGUUCUUUGAAGAUACUUUUUGUUAUUUGA